AAGUUUAGCAUGUUUAUACUUAUACAUAUACUCGUGUUUAUACUCAUAUUUAUACUUCUUGUAUACUUUUUGUGUCUGAGGAAAACCACCAUAAAGACAAAACAGUACACGCAUAGACACACGCACACACAGGCACACGCACGCACACACACACACACACACACACACACACACACACACACACACACACACACACACACACACACACACACACACACACACACACACACACACACACACACACACACACACAGUAAAUGGGUUGCCAGUUUGGGUCAGGGCCUCCUCUCUGACUGGAGGAAGAGGAAGAAGAAGAAGAAGAAGACUUCCACCAUUACUGCUCUUCGCUAAUCAGUCUGAUGAGUCCUCUUCCUCCAUGUAAAAACACCCGAUGCUGGCGGUUAGUGUCAGAACGGAACGGAGGUGUGUGUUCCUCCUCCUCUUCCUCCUCUUCCUCCUCCUCCUCCACGGUGCGCGGCUACUUCCUGGUGCCACAGCGAGAGGCAGUGCUGAGUUAAAGCGACAGAAACACCGAUAGAACAAAAAAAAAAUACGGAGCUGCCGAAGAGAAGCGAGGGGCCGGAGACGCGACGGGAGCAGUUGACCGGAUUCCCGCAGAACCCGAAGAACCCCCCCCCUCCCGCCCUCUCUCGCUCGUCCCCUCGUCGUGUGUCCGCGUGUGCUUCACCCUCCGGGGGGCCGUUUCUCUCCGCGGAACCGAGGCGUCCUGUCCCCGGCGGUGAGCAGGCUAGCGGGCGGUGUGGAUGACGGUUGGCUGCGGCUGAAGCGGACUUGUAGCGGGGGGAACGUCUUCCUCCCUCCGACGGAGGAGAAGCCUCGCAGAGAUUUUCCUUCCUCUCUCUCUCCCCCCCCUCCCCACCCCCCUCCCUUUUUUUUAUAUAUAUAUUUUAUUUUAUUUUUUUAACCAUAGUCUCCCUCCCGUGUCGCCGCCGAGCCUCCCCCCUCACCCCCCCCUUCUCCCGACAUCAGCCCUGGUGUUAUUUUUUUCUACGUACAUACGUUGUUAUUUUAUUUUUUUGGCGUGUGUGUGCGCGUGUGUGUUUUUUUUUUUGUUGUUUUUUGUUGUUAUUUUUUAUUUUUUACGAUUCCACAAGGAAAAGGGGGGCUAGGGCGACGGAAGAUGGGUUGUUUGGGCAACAGCAAGACUGAAGAUCAACGCAUCGACGAAAAGGCUCAACGAGAGGCGAAUAAGAAGAUCGAGAAGCAGCUGCAGAAGGAGAGACAAGCGUACAAAGCCACACACAGGCUGCUGCUGCUGGGUGCGGGAGAGUCCGGAAAAAGCACCAUUGUGAAGCAGAUGAGGAUCCUACACGUCAACGGCUUCAACGCGGAAGAAAAGAAACAGAAAAUCCAAGAUAUUCGGAAAAACGUGAAGGAUGCCAUAGUGACUAUAGUGUCUGCGAUGAGCACUUUAAUACCCCCUGUCCCGCUAGCCAACCCAGAGGACCAAUUCAGAAUCGAAUACAUCAAAAGCAUAGCACCUCUCUCUGACUUUGACUAUUCACAGGAGUUCUUUGAUCAUGCAAAGAAGCUGUGGGAUGACGAAGGAGUGAAGGCCUGCUUUGAGAGGUCCAAUGAGUACCAGCUCAUCGACUGCGCACAAUAUUUCCUGGACAGAAUCGACUCUGUAAGACAGAGCGACUACACACCAACGGACCAGGACCUGUUACGCUGCAGAGUGUUAACUUCAGGGAUUUUUGAAACGAGGUUCCAAGUAGACAAAGUGAACUUUCACAUGUUCGAUGUUGGGGGCCAGAGAGAUGAGAGGAGGAAAUGGAUCCAGUGCUUUAACGACGUCACUGCUAUCAUCUUCGUGGUGGCCAGCAGCAGCUACAACAUGGUAAUAAGGGAAGACAAUAACACCAACAGGCUACGGGAAGCCCUGGAUCUCUUCCGCAGUAUUUGGAACAACAGAUGGUUACGCACUAUAUCGGUCAUAUUAUUCCUGAACAAGCAGGACAUGCUGGCUGAGAAAGUAUUAGCUGGAAAAUCCAAAAUUGAAGACUACUUCCCUGAAUAUGCUCGCUACACCAUACCAAAUGAAGCAACUCCUGAACCUGGUGAGGACCCGAGAGUGACGAGAGCAAAGUUCUUCAUCCGAGACGAGUUUCUUCGGAUCAGCACUGCGAGCGGUGAUGGCAGACACUACUGCUACCCCCACUUCACCUGUGCCGUGGACACAGAGAACAUCCGGCGGGUGUUCAACGACUGCCGGGACAUCAUCCAGAGAAUGCACCUGCGGCAGUACGAACUCUUGUGAUGGGAGACCGCCUCCGUCAGCCUUCUGUGUUUUUCUCCACCAUUGUGCAUCCUUGACGAAUCUUUCCUCCUGCUCCUCCUGCUCCUGCUCCUCCUCCUCCUCCUCCUCCUCACCCUGAACCUUCACCCUUCCUCCACCCCCAAAGAAACCCUCAACACCCCCCCUGACCACCCCUCUUGUCGAGGACUAUGAAGUACUACUGAAGUGUGUCAAAUACUCUUCCUCUUCUUAACUUCUUAGCUUUUUGUACUUCUUCUUUUUUUUGGUUUUGUUUUUCUCUGGGACUGAUUUAUCCCCAUUUCACCGAUGUAAAAGGAAGGUUGGGGAACAAAGUUGUUGUGUGCCGCUUCUUUUUCUUUCUUUUUCUUUUACUUGUUCCUUUUUAAAUGCCUUGAUUUUUUUGUCAUUCCACUAAGCCUUGGGCUACCUCCUUUUUUUUUGUUGUUUCUUUCUCCCCCCCUUUGUGUUCUUCUGUUUUUUUUUGGCUUUGUCAUUGAACCUGGACUGGUGGGUGUGGAAACAUAAAACACACCUACAGGACCUCAGUGUAGAGGCAGUGUGUAUGUGUGUGUUAAUGUGUGUGUGUGUGUGAUGAAGAGGAGGAGGAAUGCCAUGUGAGUGAGUGCAUGUACGUGUGUUUAUGUUCGUGUGUCACCUGCUGGAUAAAGCCGGCAUCACCACCAUGACCUUUGCCCCCCUUUAAUUUUUUUAAUUUCUUUUACCCCGUCGGCCCCUCCGACCUGCGUCUUCUCUCCGCGUGGAAGUCGACUGGACGCCGGCGAACCCGGAGCGGACGAGGGGAGGGCGGCGGGCGCAGAGUGGAUGAAGAGAUAAAUGCACUUUGCAUCAGGUUCCUUAAUAACUUUUUGUUUUUGUUUUUGUUGUUGUUGUUUUUUCUCCAGAGGAAGCAUACACACAAUGUAGCAUCACAAUAUUUAUUACCCUGUCACGAUGUUAGCUUGCCGAGCUGCAGGGUGGACCGAGCGGCCGAGAGACACGUGGAGCGAGAGAUUAAUACGACAGAGAUAUACGACAGCGGCGACGCAACGAAGGAUUUCAAUGAAGGAAAAGGGGACUGAGCUCUGUGCACCUUAGCCCUGCUGCCUCCACGGACUCGGACCUGCCUCCUUUUUCCACACAAACCAUCCUUUUAGCGUAGAGAUACUGAUGGGA
Molecule: messenger RNA, 3454 nt
Organism: Platichthys flesus (European flounder)
Lineage: Eukaryota; Metazoa; Chordata; Actinopteri; Pleuronectiformes; Pleuronectidae
Product: guanine nucleotide-binding protein G(olf) subunit alpha
Exons: 12
Coding region: 1142-2281 (379 amino acids)
Biological process (GO): adenylate cyclase-modulating G protein-coupled receptor signaling pathway
Cellular component (GO): heterotrimeric G-protein complex
Molecular function (GO): GTP binding; G protein-coupled receptor binding; GTPase activity
Source: RefSeq, a predicted model, not a curated record